Molecule: messenger RNA, 5601 nt
Organism: Corythoichthys intestinalis (scribbled pipefish)
Lineage: Eukaryota; Metazoa; Chordata; Actinopteri; Syngnathiformes; Syngnathidae
Gene: itih5
Product: inter-alpha-trypsin inhibitor heavy chain 5
Exons: 18
Coding region: 1407-4340 (977 amino acids)
Biological process (GO): hyaluronan metabolic process
Molecular function (GO): serine-type endopeptidase inhibitor activity
Source: RefSeq, a predicted model, not a curated record
UUGGAGCCAAAGUCAAAAAUCGGAUUUUAGAAAAAUAGUUGAGAAGAGAUGCAUCUUAGCCAAUUUUAGGAAAUCAAACAAUUAAUUCUGAUGUCAACGCUAGUCGAUUGUUGCGUAGACGAUAAUUUGCAAUGUGUCCAUAUGUCAUCGACUUUUAUUAAAGCAUUGAAAGCAUAAAACAUGAACAGAAAACGAUUGGUAAAAAAUCAAAACAAACAACGGUAUCAAUGGACGACGGAAUUGAGCGGCUCGGCUCGGAUGUUGCCCAGGUCCAGCGUGGAAUCGGUCUCCUCGUCGAUUUCGCCGAUCACGGCUCUGCGCGACAAAGCGAAACACAAGAUGAAGACCGCGGCGAUGCCGGCGUAUACGCAAAAAGGUCAAAGUUCACCUACACGUUGUCUCCCCGCACAAUGUAAAGUCCCAGAACCACUUGCUCCACGCCCUGACCCGAGCUGAACACGCGCUCGUGACUCUCGUCCAAGAUCAAGUUGAUGGUCUGGUCGAAGCCCUUGAGUGUGCCCUACGUACACGAGAGAUGACGUCAUAGUUUCACAACAAGGCAGUCCUCCAUCAAGCAAAGAGUUUUGCAUCAUUGUUCUAAAGAGAUGUCGCUACUAUGGGUAAACGAGAAAAAUGUCCCCAACUUAUUUGCUCACCACAAUCAUCCUUCCGUCUGACGUCACGAUAGCCACCGUACCUGAGGGACAAAAACAAAAAAAACAGGUUAUCGAUCAGCAUGACCAGCAGGAGAAAGAUCAGCGCGAUGACUCCAGAUGUGGAACGACACGCAAGAACCGGAGCCCGCGCCCAAACGUACGUUUACCACGAACGUACAGUUUUUUGAUUGAGCGCAUCAAGUCAUGAAAAGCUACUGCGUGCUAACAUGGACAGAAGGCAUGGGAGUUCGUUAGCAUACGGUUAAUGUAGCUCUCCAGCGCCGUGGACAUGCUGCCGCUUCCCGAUUCCAAGUUCCAGCGUCCGCCUCGCUCUACUCAAGACUUUGUUGAAUUUCAACAAUACAAAAGGCAGACAAACAAAUAGCAGCGUGUGUGAACUGGAGCACCCAAACAGAGAAGAAACUGCAAGUACCGACCGGGGGAGAGCCACGGCAGGAACGCAGUGUCGCCUUGCGAUUGGCUGCUAAGGUAGAAGGGGCGCGGUCCACUUCCACAUGUAGAAAACAUUUCCUUCACUGACCACACGGGCGACCGUCGCACCAGUCGCCCCCCGCUGACGUCCAGUCCCUGGUAGCGAAUGAGUUAAGGCUCACCGCUGAGGGAGGCAGAGCGCCACCCGCAGGUUUUCGAAGUGGGUAAAGCAGAUUUUCUGUCACCCGACGCGAUAAGCAACUGGAUAAAAUCCAAACGCCUUCAAAAGUUGAGGUGGUAUUGUCAGAUGUGUCAGAGAUGAGGCGAGUGUCCCAGAAAGUUUCUGGACUAUUUCUCCAGCGAGUUCUAAAAUGGCUUUCUCGUGCUGCUCUGGCGGCGUUUUGUGAGCAGUUGCAGAUUGGAACCUUCUCACUCACUUUGGGACACCACCAACGUGAGGAAGAUAAAAUGACGUGUCUCCUUGCCUUACUGCUCUUCUGUGCCGGUUGUUGCGCACUCGGCCAAGUGGACUACUUUCAACAAGACUAUGAAGAUGCCAAUUUGGAGGAAUUUGAUUUGGACAUUGCACCUCACAGAAUUCCGCGACAGGUGAAAAAUGCCCUCAUUAAGGAAACCAGGCCUCGCAUCCAGGAGCUGUCCGUCAAUAGCACCAUCAUCUCCCGUUACGCUUUCACCACGGUGCGCUGCGUCAUGUUCAACCGGCACGCCGCCGCCGGCGAAGGCGUCUUCCGCUUCCCCGUGCCGGCCGGGGCCUUGGUCUCUAACUUCACCAUGAUCAUCGCAGGGCGCGUCUACCAGAGCCGGGUCAGACCCAAGGAGCGGCGGAAGGUCAAGCGGCCAGACGGCAAAGCCCGGGACAAAGAGUCAGGUGACUCAAGGUCCAAAUCGGAGGCGGGCGUCUUCCAAAUGGCGGCCAGCAUUCCGGGCGGGAAGAGGGCCGUCUUUCUGCUCACGUACGAGGAGCUGUUGCGGCGCCGACUUGGCCGCUACGAGCACGUGAUCGGCUUGCGUCCGCUGCAGCUGGUCAGCCGCCUCCGGGUGGACGUCACCGUCGCGGAUCGCUCCGCCAUCGACGCUUUGGAGGUGCUCCCGCUCCGGCGGGACGUCGGCGCGACCCGUACGCCGGCCGAGACUCGGCCUCCCGUCGCCGCCGCCGUAAAAAGGGAUGAGAACGUGUGCAAGAUCACCUUCGCCCCAAACAUCGUCCAGCAAGCCAAGAUCUCCACCAACGGCAUCCUGGGAGAUUUCGUCAUCCAUUACGACGUCCAGAGGGACUUGGGCGUCGGAGACGUGCGGGUUCGAAACGGCCAUUUUGUCCACUACUUUGCGCCCAAAGACCUCCCGGCGAUGCCCAAGAACGUCGUGUUUGUGAUCGACACCAGCGCCUCCAUGCUGGGCACCAAGAUGAGACAGACAAAAGAGGCCUUAUUUGCCAUCCUGAGGGAGCUGCGAACCGUCGAUCGCUUCAACUUUGUCACUUUCUCCAACAAGAUCAAAGUGUGGCGACCCGACGGACUGGUGCCGGUCACGCCGCUCAACAUUCGAGACGCCAAAAAGUUUAUCUACACCUUGACGCCCACGGGAGGCGCAGACAUCGACGGCGCCCUCCGGAGCGGCUCGGCGCUGCUCCGCGACCGCCUCUCGGGUCCCCCCGGCGUCUCGCUCGUCCUCUUCCUGACGGACGGACGGCCCACGGUAGGGGAGUCUCGCUCGGCGGCCGUCUUGGAAAACGCCCGCUCGGCCGCGCCGGACAAAGUCUGCGUCUUCGCCGUCGGCAUCGGCGACGACGCGGACUACAAGCUUUUGGAGCGCUUGUCUCUGGAGAACUGCGGCGCGAUGAGGCGGAUUCGCGAGGAGGCCGACGCCGGCGCCGCGCUCAGAGGCUUCUACCGGGAGAUCGGCACCCCGCUGCUGUCGGACAUCAGGAUCGACUACAUGCGGGACUCCGUGGACCGCGUGACGCGGCGCCUCUUCACCAACUACUUCAACGGCUCCGAGAUGGUCGUCGCGGGAGAACUGAGCGAUCGUAGCGCCGAGUCUCUCCGCGUUCGGGUCACGGCCGACGGCCACGACAAGACGGUCGUCCUGGAGACCGACGUCCCUCUUCGACGCGAGGAAUCGGAGACCGAGAAGCGGCUGAAGGCGAAUCGCGCGGCGGGGGACUUUGUGGAGCGCGCGUGGGCAUUCUUGACGGUCAAAGAGGAGCUCCGUUCUCGACUGCGGAGUCGAAGCAGCGGGGAAAGGGAAGAGCACGUCCGGCGGGCGACCGACCUCGCCUUGGCGUACCAUUUUCUAACCCCCCUCACCGACAUGCUGUUGGACAACCCCGAGGUGUCGGGGGCGCUCGCUAACGAGGUGCCGGAUGACGAAGGAGAAGGACUUUUGCGCGGAGAAGCGGAACGCGAGCCGGACAGAACUCUUAGCAACAUCAGAGGCCAAGUGGAAGGGAAGAAGUCCAUCACUAUCUCCAAAACAUCAGCUGACGGCGACCCUCACUUUGUGGUGGACUUCCCUCUCAGCAAGACUGCCGUCUGCUUCGACAUCAACGGCGAGCCCGGUCACGUCCUCCGCCUGGUUUCCGAUCACAAAUUUUCCGGCGUGACGGUGAACGGCAAGCUCGUCGGAGGGCCGCCUCCGCCGGGCGGCCGCAAGCGUCUGCGCACGUACUUCGGCAGCAUCGCGGUGGUGGCGGACCGCCCCCGUCGCGCCUACGUCGAGGUGACGCCCGCCAAGGUCAUCCUGGACGGGUCGGACCGCCUGGUGUUGCCGUGCCACUCCACCGCCUCGGUGACGAGCGGCGCGCUGUCGGUUUCCGUCGCUGGCGGCUCCAACGUGACGGUGAGCGUCGGCGGCGACGUCCGCUUUGUCGUCCUGCUGCACCGCUACAAGAACCCCGCGCCCCACCAGAGAGACCACCUGGGAUUCUACGUUCAAGACGGCGAGGGGCUCUCGCCCGACUGCCACGGCUUGCUGGGCCAGUUCCUGCACGAGGAGGUCAGCGUGGCAGAAGGGGAUCCCGAGGAAAAUCCCCCGUCGGCGCUCCUGAAGGUGAGGGGCCGCUCGGUGCCGGCGGUCCGCAAGACCCGGCGCAUCUACGGCGGCUCCCGGAGCGUGGACUGCUGGUUCGCCGGGAGCAACGGCGCCAAGCUGGUGGAAGGACGCUACGAGGACUACGUGGCCCCGCACAUGUUCGACACGGGCGAGGGUCCGCACGGGAGCAACGCGGUCUGACGCCGCCCCCGUCUCGCCCCAGGUACUUUCUCCUUUACGAUAAGAACGUUGGAUACGUAAAGGUGCCCGCAUGUACUUCAAGGAAACUGCAAAGUAUCCAACUUUCUUCUUGUAUCAACUUCUAUUGGACAUUUUUUUUAUACUGGAAUAUUUUUCACUUCAUUAUCAUCCUGGGAUAACAUUUUACCCACUUUUUUUUAAAGAGUUGAGGACAAAAUGUGUUUAAAAAAAAAAAAAGCCUCAGUGUUUUGUGUCAUAUUUUGAAAGAUGACAUGCUCAAAUGUUUUGUAAUACAUUACAGAAACCAACCCGAAUGCAAGAGGAUUUAUUUCAAAUGUGCCAAUCAAAAUGCGAAUUUGAUUCCGCUCCGUUAACUCUUUCACUGCCAUUGAUGAUAAUUAUCCUUCUGCGUUGACUUGAAAAGAAUUUGUCAGUCAGUCAGAUGAAUUAAUGAAUUUAAGGCAGACAGAUGUAGAUAGUAUGGUUAUUUUUUCAUGCCACCCAGCAAACUUUACUGUGGGAAACCCAACCCUGUCAUGCUUCACGACCCUUAGCGUCUGAAAGUUAGCUUACAUCUGUCGGCGGGCGCUGCUCACACCGCACCUGGCCCCGCUAACUAACCCCUCGGGGGCCGACGACAAGAUGCCGCUAGUCCCCCCCCCUGUCAUCAGGCGGGGGUCACGGCGCCGCCUCCCGCAGGUGAGGAAUUUAGCCUUUAGUCUUUUAUUUAUGGCCACAGAUUACAUUGUGUAAGGAGAUCCGGAGUGACCGCUACCAGAGAUCAACAUUUCAAAAAGGCUAAGUGUACUUAAAUAAAACAGACAUAUUUGGUCCACCGUCACAACAAUGUGUAAAAUUCAAGUCUUACAGGUUUUCCAAUCACUGGAAUAUAAAAUGACAUCAAAUGUGAAUAAAUACAAUCAUCAUGAUAAGAUGUAGAUGCAGAGUACAAAGCAGCAACCAAAAUGCAGUCAAAUGAUUGAUCAUCAAUACUUGCAGAUUGUUUGUUUUCCUCUUUCAAUUAACCUGCUUUUAGUAAAGGAAUACACUAUGUUUGUGCACAUACAAAAAAAUGAUUUCCUCACGACAACAAAGCAGACACUACUCGAGAAAAUUGCCAUUUCAGAGGCAGGUGCCUUGAAAACGGAUUCCUUUCCCACAUUUUGAAGUGCAAAGUACUUUCUUCAAGCCUUGGUGUGCAUUUUACUCUGUCAUCUUUGUGCCAGCCAAAAAGCAAGUCCUGGCUUGGCGGCGUUCCCAC